UGAUCGCUCCUGCCUAGCUGAGAUACUAUGUACCAGAGAGGGGGUCGCAUUCAACAUAGGACUUGGCACAGUAGACGAUAUGGCGUCAAAGGAACAACUGAUGGAGGAGUUUCUCACCUGCAUGGUAUGUGCCGAGGUGUUCCUGGAGCCUGUCACGCUGCAUUGCGGCCACACCUUCUGCACCAAGUGCGUCACGUCCUUCACUCUAACCCAGAAAGAUGCCAUGAGACAGAAGUGUCUGCCCUGUCCACACUGCCGUGGCCUGACCCAGGUACCAAACCCCCAUGAGCCGGAAGAAGAGUGGGCGGGGCAACUCAAGACGGGGUUCUUUGUGAAGAACUUAGUGGAAGCUAUAGUCGGGACUGAGAAUGAUGACCAAUUUUGUGAUAUCUGUAAAGGAAUUGGUAAGAAGCCUGCGCUUGUAUGGUGUUCUGACUGUAAGAAGAGGCUAUGUUCAGACUGUCAGUAUGUUCACGGGAAACGUUCAAAAAGACAUAAUAUAAGUCAAAUUAGUAGUAUAGACGAUACUACCGGAAGGGCGUCGAGGAUAUGCACAGAACACCCUGGUGUUGACGUGAACAGAAUAUGUCUAGACUGUGACAUGGUUGCAUGCCAAAGAUGCUGCACGACACGACACCAGAAAUGUGAUUCAGUUGUUGCUCUUGGAACCGUUCUACCCAAACUGGACAGUGUUCUUGUGAAACGCACGGAGGAGUUGAUGACAAGUAAGAGGAAAAGUAUUGAUGCAAUGUCAGAACCGGUUCUUAUCACCGAAAUCAAUACCAAAACAGAAAGGGAUUCAGAUGAUGUACAUUUGCAGGAUAUUGUCGUUAUGACGUCAGGAUCAGCCAAAACAAUCCUCGUCUUGGACACAAGAAACAAGGCUUUAAAGAAAUUUGAAUACGAUGGUGUUUUUCAGAAGGGUUACCAAUUUGAAAAGUCACCCUCAAAUAUUACAGCAUUGACAGAAGACAGAGCGGCCGUUUCUGUUCCUUUUGCAAACCAAAUUGCAAUUUUCGAAGUCUUCCCAACAAUGAACAAGAUCGAUUCCAUCACAACUUCUAAGCAAUACAUCAGUAUUGCAUGCUUGAGCCCUACUACCAUUGUGGCAGGUAAACUGCUUGGAUUUGGAGUAGAUAUCAUCGAUAUGUCUGGAACCGUUCUGAGCUCCUAUGGUCUUGGGAUGUUCACCACUCCGUCUUAUAUCGAGGUACUACCGACCAACGGUAUACUGGUGUCAGAUUUACAGCCAGGGUGCGUUAAGAGUGUCAGCAACGAAGGUGAACUCAGAUUUACGUCUGGACACUGUGGACAGUGUUCAGGAGUAGUUAGCUACGGAAGUGACAUCUUCUUUGUCGGUGGAGGGAGCGUAAAACAGCUCAAUGAAGUGGGGGAGUUUGUCAGGGAUGUUCUCACUGUUGAUGAUGGUUUGAAUCAACCAAAGUGUAUCACUUUUGAUAAUGACAGCCUUAUGUAUGUGUCGGCCGACGAGGCAUAUGUAAAGGUGUACAGAUUUACAUAGAAAUUGGGGCGGCGGGGUAGCCCAGUGGUAAAAGCGUUCGCUCGUCACGCCGAAGAACCGGGUUCGAUUCCUGACAUGCAUACAAUGUGUGAAGCCUAUUUCUGGUGAACCCUGCCGUGAUAUUGUUGGAAUAUUGAUAGUACGGAGGGGACACUACAGGACAACAUACGGGUGUGAUGAGCGAUGUUAGGAGUGAGUGAGUGAGUUGGGUUUAACGCCGCUUUUUACAGUAUUCCAGUGAUAUCACGGCGUGUCAGCUUAAUGUGGGAGGAAAGCCCCAAGUCAUGCAGGUGUCAGACGUUAACCACUUCG
Messenger RNA from Haliotis rufescens (red abalone), 1834 nucleotides. RefSeq lists its product as uncharacterized. The record is from RefSeq and is a predicted model, not a curated record. Gene Ontology annotation, biological process: positive regulation of DNA-templated transcription. NCBI's taxonomy places the organism in Eukaryota, Metazoa, Mollusca, Gastropoda, Lepetellida, Haliotidae. The transcript is spliced from 4 exons. Bases 80 to 1522 code for a protein of 480 amino acids. Gene Ontology annotation, cellular component: chromatin; nucleoplasm. Gene Ontology annotation, molecular function: ubiquitin-protein transferase activity; zinc ion binding.